GCGGUAGCGCUGCGCACCAUCGCUCAGUAGUGGAGCAGCGGGCGCGGGAACCACUCUCCUCUGCCUGGCUUGCAAAUCUUUUUUUGUGUGUUAUGCUGUGUGUUGCCCCCAAGAGUGAUUUUCAGAGUGAACCGUGGUCAAGGAUCGUGCAGUGGUUUCCAAUGGCGGACACACAUAAAUAGGUGACGUGCCUAUGGAGGCAAUCUCAGCCUUGUUGUGUGCUAUUUAAUUGUUGACGAGGCGCGCACCACCGGCGCUUGCCCCCACAAACCAGCAACAUUCCCCCGCACAGCAUGGCCUCCGUGGCCGCUUGGUUGCCCUUCGCUCGUGCAGCUGCCAUCGGAUGGGUCCCCAUCGCCAACAACCCAUUACCGGCGCCACCUAUACCGAAGGACAAGCGGCGGCCCGAUGAUGAGAAGCUGCUGAUCAAUGUGUCGGGACGGAGAUUCGAGACCUGGCGCAACACCCUCGAGAAAUACCCAGACACCCUGCUGGGCUCGAACGAGAGGGAGUUCUUCUACGAUGAGGAGACCAAAGAAUACUUCUUCGAUCGCGAUCCCGACAUAUUCCGGCACAUCCUCAACUACUAUCGGACGGGUAAGCUGCACUACCCCAAACACGAGUGUCUUACCAGUUACGACGAGGAGCUGGCCUUCUUCGGCAUCAUCCCCGACGUGAUUGGGGACUGUUGCUACGAAGACUACAGGGACCGCAAGAGGGAGAACGCCGAGCGUCUCCUGGACGACAAGCUCUCGGAGAGCGGAGAGCAGGACAAAUAUGUUUAUCGUACAAUUCGUGAGCGGAUGUGGCGGGCUUUCGAGAACCCUCACACUUCUACGGCAGCUCUAGUGUUUUACUAUGUGACUGGCUUCUUCAUCGCCGUAUCGGUGAUGGCCAACGUGGUAGAGACAGUGCCGUGCGGCCGCCUACCAGGCAAGAAAGAGUCCCAACCGUGUGGUGAACGCUACAAGAUUAUAUUUUUUUGUGGUGACACGGCCUGUGUGAUGAUAUUUACCGCCGAGUACCUACUUCGUAUGUUCGCUGCGCCAGACCGCUGCAAAUUCGUACGUUCCGUUAUGUCCAUUAUUGAUGUCGUAGCCAUCUUGCCCUAUUAUAUCGGCCUGGGCAUCACAGACAACGAUGACGUCUCAGGCGCCUUCGUCACGCUGCGAGUUUUCCGCGUGUUCCGGAUCUUCAAGUUCUCCCGCCAUUCCCAGGGGCUUCGCAUCCUGGGUUAUACGCUCAAAUCGUGUGCUUCGGAGUUGGGUUUCCUCGUGUUCUCGCUGGCCAUGGCCAUCAUCAUAUUCGCCACGGUUAUGUUCUACGCCGAAAAGAACGUCGAGGAUACAACCUUCACCUCCAUCCCUUCAGCCUUCUGGUACACCAUCGUUACCAUGACGACGCUUGGGUAUGGUGACAUGGUUCCCCACACGCCCACCGGGAAAAUCGUGGGCGGUGUCUGUUCACUGUCCGGUGUGUUGGUGAUCGCGCUACCUGUACCUGUCAUCGUCUCGAACUUCUCAAGAAUUUACCACCAGAACCAACGGGCAGACAAGAGAAAAGCACAGAAGAAAGCGCGCCUAGCUCGCAUCCGAAUAGCUAAGGCGUCGUCGGGAGCCGCCUUCGUCAGCAAGAAGAAAGCGGCCGAAGCCCGACUGGCCGCCCAGGAGAGCGGCCUGGAGAUGGAUGAGUUUACCAAAGAGGAAGACAUCUUCGAGCUGCAGCAUCAUCACUUACUCCGUUGCCUUGAGAAAACCACGGACCGAGAAUUCGUGGAGUUGGAGGUGCCCUACAACGGCCAGCCGAACCGGCCCGGCAGCGCCUCGCCGCCCCAGAGCAGGAGUCCUUCCCUCUCCAGCCACGCCAACUUUACCAUCACCUGCUGCGGCCGAAGGUUUGGGGGAAAGUCAUAUCAGUGUAAAGGGGGCGCCACCGGCGGCGGCGGCAGCGGCGGCUCAGAACGCGGCCGAUAUGACGAGGAACUGAACGAGAUCCACGUCCGGGACAAGACCUUCCUCAACAUGACCAAGGACAAGAGCGGAUGGGGCGCGUCCUUGCAGCAGCCUUCGCAGCAACAGCAGAACCAACAGCAGCAGCAGCAGCAGCAAUCCGGAUCGCCGCCCCACCCGACUUUCUUAGCCACUUCCAACGCCAACACGACGACGGUCGCCAACACCACCAUCUCCUGCUCCUCCUCCGGUGGAGGCGUGGGCAUGGGCGGCAGCAGCCUAGGGGCCGCACAGCCCAGCGUCGUGGCCGUGAGUAAGCCGAACUCGACGACUACGGUCACCACGGCUAUCAUCAAUUUGCCUACUCCGUCGCCAAACGGCGACAGUGACUUUCCGGCGCCCAGUUUAGGCGUCUCGUCCCCCUCCAACCAGGGUGUGCUAAGAAUAUCCUCACUUUAAUCCGCAUAAUACGAGACAAUUGCGAGUAACGAAAACGCAAGCGUGAGAAAAAUACGAUAAAAGUCAUGCAAAGACUUCUAAGAGAAAAUAAAUCAAUAACGUCAAUAAUGUAAUAAUAAUAAUAAAAAAAGACCUGAUGCCAUUGCACUCGGUUGAUGAGUUCUAAUGAAAAAAAUAUUCAAGUGGGAGAACAUUCUUUGGCCUUAGUCCAUGUGUUAGUCAUUAAUAAGAAUUGUGUAGUGGAAUUAUAAAAAGUAUAUAAAUACAUAAAUAUAUAUAUAUAUAUAUAUAUACAUAUAUCACCUUCAUCAAUUGGUUAUGUAAGAACUGCGCGGAGUCUGUCAUUUCCAGUUGAUUUGCCCAAUUCUAUUUCAUCAAAGCUAUUUAAAAAAAAAUAAGGUUGACCUAGAAGUAUUUUAUACAGUUCCCUGUCAUUUCUUCAUUCGUUUUGUAUCCUGCACAUUUGUAACGACUGAGUAACCUACACACACAAAAAUUAAACCUGGUCAUCACUGUUGACUACCAGGAGUUUUUCUUAUUCAUAUAUAUAUAUAUAUUGAAAAUUUCCUGAUUGAUAGAAAGAUUUAUCAGUUUUUAUUAAUAAUUAAUAUUUUCGACAUCCCACCAAUUACCUCAUCUUCGUCUUGCCAUAAAAAAACAUCACCGCAAUCUGUUUCCUACAUGCAUUCAUUUGUAUAUUCAUACAUGCAUACAUAUAUACAUACAUACAUACAUAUAUAUAUAUUUGUAUAUAUGUAUGUACGUACAUAUAUAUGUCUAUAUAUACAUACAUCUAUGUAUGUAUAUGUGUAUAUAGGUAUGUAUACAAGUACACUCUUCAAUUCAAAAUCCAUCUUCAUCGAGAUAAAAAAAAAAAGUAUAUGGAUUUUUCUAAGGUGUAAUAUUAUCAUCUCUUUGCUAUCUCAUUUGCCACUAUGAAUUUCACGAGGUAAGAACACUGAUAUAUAUAGGCAUAUAUAUACGUACUGAAUAUAUAUAUACGGAUGUAUAUGUGUAUAUAUGUAUAUAUAUGAAUAGAUCCAUUUUGUUACGACUUCGUUUCCCUUGAUUUUUCUAUGUGAUGGUUUUUCAUGUAGAUACAUCCAUCGAUUCUUAUUGUUUUAAGUAAGAGAUUCUCUAUGAUAUCCCUUUGAUACCUUUGUAUUUGAAAACAUGUAAUAAGCAUUAAUAAGCAUAAUGGAUGACAGAGUGCCAGAUCCUCUUCUAUAAUAAUAAUUAUGAAUAAUUAUGAAUAGAGUUAUGAUUAUUACUGAUAAGUGUGCGAGAGAAAAAGGGAGAGUGCGUCCAAGGAGCUCUUCUCUCUUUUUUUUUUAAUUGAUUUACUCAUUUUUUCGUGAUGUGCUGCAAUGCAACUGCAAGCGCGCAGACCUUCGUGUGUGUAUAUAUGUACUUGUCCUGUGUGUACGUGCAUUGGGAAAAUGCAGGUGCAAGCAGCAGGCGUGAGUGACUCGGCUUCCAGGCACUGAUGGAUUUUCCUAAGCCUCCAAGGUAUAUUGAUAGAAAAAAAAAAUGACUGAAUUUUUCUGAUGUGAUGUUAAUACUGUUGUGAAUUUUUUAUUCUUCAAGCUUAGUGUUAAGAAUAUUCAGCACAUUUUGGACUAUCAAAUGUAUGUUUUUCGUCACGAUCUCACUUGAAAUAUAGCCCGCAUGAUUAACAGGACUCUGUACCCCAAAUGCUUUUUUUUUUUCAUCAUUUAUAUGCAGAUAUAAUAUUUAUGAUACCUGAAACGAUAUGAUUUGGAUCGAACGUUGUUCGUAAAUUCAUGAGACAUAUUUUUGGGGUGGGGGGAGGACGGGGAGGACGGGAGGGUUAUUACAUCAAUAUGAUUUUUUAAUUAGAAGUAUAUUUAAAAAAAAGAAUAAAAAAAAUUAGCAAACUGGGUCACACUGGCAAAAAAAGAAACAUUGUUAGAACAUGGUCACGAGGAUGUCAGUUUUUGAAUUUGCAUAAUAUUUUAAUUCUAUUUUGAAGAGAUCUUCGUCAAAUCCAUUCACCUUGGUAUGCAAUCAACAAACCAUUUUUUGAAAAUAAGAGUAAGAACGACCGUCACAAAACGCGAGUGCAGCAAUAUACAAAACAGUCUUAAUUUGUCAAAGAAUUUACUUAUUUGGCUUCGAGAAUUAUACACAUUGUAAAGAUGAAACAUUGAAAAUCUUUCUUAUUUCAAGACAAGGACUUCGAAGAAUUAUUACAAAAUUACCGAAACUGAGAGUGGAAAGAAAGAAAUGUUCCACCAUUCAGAUUUUCAACAGAUUUGACUAAUAAAAACGCACAUGCAAAAAUGAAAUAAUAAUAAUAAUAAUAAUAAUAAUAAUAAUAAUAAUAAUAAUAAUAAUAAUAAUAAUAAUAAUAAUAAUAAUAAUAAUGUGCCUCCAUCUUUUAAAUUUGUGACGAAGGAAAACCUGACGAUCACUUCCAGCUCGUUAAGGUGUAAAUCCCUCCCCGCCCCCUUCUUCUUUUUGUCCAAUAUGAAGCUUUCAAUUAAGUUCUUUUGAGAAGCUAAAAAUUAGUUAAAAAAACAUACGUGAGAUGUCUAUAAAAUUCAACAACAAAAACCAAACAGGUUCAUAAAAGAGAGGACAUACACUGGAAUUACCAUAUAUAAAAAUAAAGAUGAAAAAUAGGGUGGAAAGAAAAUCACAAAAGGACGAUGAACAAGUGGUAGGGUAAUUGGGCAUAAAGAAGAGUAAGUGGUAGGGUAAUUGGGUAUAACGAAGAGUAACAAGAACUUAAGUUUCCAUUCCAAUACAUACCCGUUUGAGUAGAGUGAAAUGAACGAAUCAACGCGAAUAAUCAAAACUUAAAAAAAAAAUUUAAAUGGUAAUUUUUAAGCACCAACACCUAAGUUUCGAAAAACCAUUCCGACGUUAACGUUUUAUUCCGUUGCUGCAAGAAGCUCAUUCUCUUCUAAGCAUAAGCGAUAGAGAAUCAACUCCAAUCUCGUGUGACGUCGUCGACUUAC
Macrobrachium nipponense is the source of this 5392-nucleotide messenger RNA. It is a transcript of the gene Shal, whose product is annotated as potassium voltage-gated channel protein Shal-like. Lineage: Eukaryota; Metazoa; Arthropoda; Malacostraca; Decapoda; Palaemonidae. Gene Ontology annotation, cellular component: membrane; voltage-gated potassium channel complex. Gene Ontology annotation, biological process: potassium ion transmembrane transport; protein homooligomerization. Gene Ontology annotation, molecular function: protein binding; A-type (transient outward) potassium channel activity. The coding region runs from base 294 to 2408 and encodes 704 amino acids. The transcript is spliced from 5 exons. The record is from RefSeq and is a predicted model, not a curated record.